UUGGCAGUUUGAACAUAGCAGUGGGACAGCAGACAUGGAGUCUCAAACAGAACAGCUGACCAGGAUGGAAUAUGCAAUGAAGUCUCUCAGCCUUCUUUCUCCAAAAUCUCUUUCCAGUUGGGUAGCAAUAAAUACCUCUGUGGUGACACAACAACUGUUGGCUGAAACCAGUUCCGCGAACAAAGCCCGACCCUAUCGUGUCACCAAUGCCAGUCGGAGUAUUCGGAAGGGGAUUAUGGCUGAUAGUCUCUUAGACCUUAGCCACAAGGUACAAGAAGCUCUGUCAAUGGUAGAGACCUUCUCCCUGGUUCUGGAAGAAGAUGGUACUAUCAUAGAAACAGAGGAAUAUUUCCAGACAUUAAAUGAAGGAACAGUUUUCAUGGUCCUAGAGAAGGGGCAGAAAUGGCAACCAACACCCAACCAGGGGCCUGGAUACCAGCUCUCCCUCUCUCCAAAGACCUUUAAGAGGAUGGAUGUGGCUUCUGUGACCUUUGACUUAUACAAAGCAAGGCCAGAUGACUUCAUUGGCUGCCUGAACGUGAAAGCAACACUAUAUGGCAACUAUACACUGUCCUAUGAUCUACAGUGCUCUGGGGCCAAGCGUAUCAUGAAGGAAGCUCUCCGAUGCGCUGCCUUCAGCAUGCAGGCCACUGGUCAUGUCCUUCUGGGGACCUCCUGCUUCAUGCAACAUCUCCUUGAAGACACAGAGAAGCAGCAUUCCCUGGAAGGGGUGGUAUCAUCUCUCCCAUUGAAGCUCAUAGUCCCCUCCUUUAUGAAAAUGCUACAGUGAAACCUCACUUCAAACUGAACUGCUGAGAGCCCAGAAUGCUUAGAACUAAUGGUAAUAUUUUCACCAUUAUACCACAAAGUCAGAGGAAGAGUGGAAGCAACAGGUGUGGACUGAAGGGGAAGCUGUGGGCUUUCUUGUGCCUUCUCCCAACUCUCCUCCAAAGAAUUUGGCCAACAUUUUAGCUGGGUGGAGUGGCCUGUGGUAUAGGUCCCAGUCCUCUGGAAUCCAUGAUCACUGUAACACAUUUCCCUGCUCUUGCCUCACUCCAGCAUUGCCUUAUUUUGUCAUAGAUUAACUUAGUAUUCUGGGACACAUUUGUAAUAUGUAACUUAUGUAAAUUAUAGCUUCCUUGUCUCUUUUUCUUGCCAACUUGGUGCAAUCUACAGGGUUGGGUGACUGUAGACAGAGGCCCAUAGGCUGUAAAUUCAACAGCUGCACAAAUUGGGAUCACUGGCUGAGCCACUGGCAUGAGAGCUGGAAUUUGAAGAGUUUGAAAAAGAGGAGACUGGAUCAGAUUCUCACCAUUUCCAUUCCUUGAAGGGGUAUACUUAAGAUAUUAAGUUUAGCAAUUUCAUUACACAUGGUGGGAAAAGAGAGCCCACUCACAAAACAAGUGUUUCAAAGAAGGUUUAUGAUAGUUUUUUUUUGUUGACUAGAUGAAGACUGAGUAGGAUGCUGUGGUGCUUAUCAUCUGUGCCUAGAUUGGGGUAACAAUGUGACCCUCUACAGGUUAAGGUGGUAUGAAGAUGUCAAAGAAAGUGACCCAGACUUGUAUGAACUGAUGAAGAGUGAAUUGAGCAGAAUUAAGAGAAUAAUUUAUACAAUAAUAGCAAUAUUGAAGAAAAAAUUUGAAAGAUUUAGAAACUCUGAUCCACACAGUGAGCAACCAUAAUUCUAGAAGACUCAAGGUGAAAUAUGCUAUCCAUUUCCUGAUUCAGAGCAAUGAACUCAGGAUGUAGAGGGGUGUGUGUGUGUGUGUGAGUGUGUGUGUGUGUGUAUGUGUGUGGCCAAUGUAGAAAUUUGUUUUGUUUGACUAUACACAUUUGAAGUAGGUUUUUGUUUUUCUUGCUUUAUUUUGAAUGGAGAUAGAAGAAAGAGGAUGUAGAUCUGAAUAUAAAAUAAAAUGUAAUUAGUUUUGUUUAAAUGCUUGACAACAACAAAA
Messenger RNA from Antechinus flavipes (yellow-footed antechinus), 1952 nucleotides. RefSeq names its product cell death inducing DFFA like effector c (gene CIDEC). The transcript has 6 exons. NCBI's taxonomy places the organism in Eukaryota, Metazoa, Chordata, Mammalia, Dasyuromorphia, Dasyuridae. The record is from RefSeq and is a predicted model, not a curated record. Gene Ontology annotation, biological process: regulation of apoptotic process; apoptotic process. Bases 35 to 790 code for a protein of 251 amino acids.